AUGCCAAAGAAAACUCAGGGGUCGUCUUCUAGAUCAACGCCAUUGUUUGAUAUUAGAUUGAAAAAUCUUGAACACGACGUUUUGGUCUUGAAAGGGAACGAACACGAUGCUGCCUCUGCUCUAUUAGCAGGUAACAUUGUGUUGUCAGUCAAUGAACCAAUCUCAAUUAAGAAGAUCACUCUUCGAUUAUACUCAACUUUAAGACUAAAAGCGGACAUCACAUCUUCCAACCCAAGAAUCAAUGGACGAUCUAUUAAUUUCACAAAAAAACUAUAUGAACACGUUUGGGAUCCACAGGAAUUCAACAAAUAUUUAAACAAUAUGUAUUCCAAUAGUAUAUCGUCACAAACUGUUAGCUCUUCUGGAUUAAGCAGAAGCCAUUCAUCUUCAUCCUUGUUUGGUGGGUUCAGAUCCAAGUCGUCCAUGAGUCUUUCCAAUUUAACCGGAUCUUCAGCCAAUUUAAGUGCAUUAUCUUCACCUAAUAAUAAUAAUAAUAAUAAUAAUAAUCAAAACAGUACAAAUAAACCCAAUUCUAAUGGUUAUGUAUUGGUACAAGGAAAUUACGAAAUUCCAUUCAGCUCCAUUUUGCCAGGAAAUUUACCAGAGUCAAUUGAAGGUUUACCAGGAUGUUCAAAUAUUUAUCGAUUGGAAGCUACAAUUGAUCGUGGCAAGUUCCAUAGUUCAUUGGUUGCUAAAAAACACGUCCGUGUAGUGCGUACUUUGACUACAGAUGCGGUAGAGUUAUCCGAAACCAUAGCCGUGGAUAAUACGUGGCCCAAGAAAGUGGAAUAUUCUUUGAGUUGUCCAAGUAGGGCAUUAGCGAUUGGAUCCGGUACACCAAUUAGUUUUAUGCUUGUCCCUUUGUUAAAAGGUCUACAAUUGGGUGAUAUAAAAAUUGAAUUGGUGGAAAAUUAUACAUAUGUUGGUGCUUUACCUCCAUACCAAAAUGCCGAAAGAACGAUCGUUGAAAAGAAAAUCCCCAAACCCGAUCCAGAUACAUUGUUUGAUAAAUGGGAAAUUGACACCUUUUUAAGAAUUCCGGCUAGUCUUUCUAAAUGUACCCAAGAUGUUGACUUGUUAAAUCAUGUUAAAGUCAGACAUAAAUUGAAAUUUACCAUUGGUUUGAUUAACCCGGAUGGUCAUGUUUCCGAAUUAAGAGCAACUUUACCUAUUCAAUUAUUCAUCUCACCUUUUGUUACUGUUAGUUCAAGACAUGACGAUGAACUUUCUGAUCAUGGUGUAGAAGAUAUUUUGUUCACCAGUGACUCGUUUGAUCACUUGUCGUCAUUGGAUAACCAAGGAGCAAUUAAUUCCAACAACAGUUCACAUACGUCAUUAACAGGAUUAGUCGCACCUCCAUUGUAUGAAAAACAUAUUUACGAUAGAUUAUGGUCAGAUAUUUCUCCAGUCGAAACACCAAUGACAUCUGGAGCAACAACACCAAGAAGCAGACCGGGUGAAAGAAUUGGUGUUGAUUAUAGUCAGUUUUCAAUGUCUCCAUUGGACUCACAAGCUUUGACAGAAAACUUGAGGCAAUUAAGUAUCCAAAGAGCUGCCCAAGAAGCAGAUGAAAGUGGCAACAAUAGUAGUGGAAAUGCAUCAGGAGUCACUAGUCCUAGAAUUCGUGCAACAUUCAAUUUGGAAGAUGAUGACAAUGCCAGUAUCCAUAGUCGCUCAUCAACUUCAGGUAAUAAUACCAGCAACAAUAGAAAUUAUAACACUAGCGAUGUUGUCGCACCAACAGCAAGAAGACCAGGUUUGACAAGAUCGAACUAUAGUUUCUUGCAGGACCGAUUAAUGACUCCACCAGUACAUAUUUCAAGAGUUAACUCAGAUACCAAUAUCAAAAGUCCGGUAGAAAUGGCACAAGUUCCUUCGUAUUUUGAAGCAAUGAAGGAAGAAAAUGUGGGUGAUGAUCUUUCUCCAGCAUAUGAACCACCAUUGCCUGGAUCACAUAUAAAUCUAGCUGAAUUGAAUCGUAACUUGCUAAAUCUUGAGAGAAAUAGGAAACCUGUAUUAUCUCGAGGUUCUAGUUCAGUGAAGUUGUCAUCUAGAGGGUCAUCUCAAAAUUCAUCACCAUCUAGUUCGAGAAAUGUAUCCACCACCAACUUAUUUGGAUUAUCAACAUCACCAAAUACUCAACUGCAAAGUGUUGGAAAAUUAUCAAGUAGUGCUACAGAUAGAACAGGUGGUGUACCAAUGAGAACAAGUUCGAGUUUGAGUUUACAUAAUUUACAUUUCUUGAAUAAGAAAAAGGACAAGAAAUGA
Molecule: messenger RNA, 2268 nt
Organism: Candida tropicalis MYA-3404
Lineage: Eukaryota; Fungi; Ascomycota; Pichiomycetes; Serinales; Debaryomycetaceae
Gene: ROD1
Product: Rod1p
Exons: 1
Coding region: 1-2268 (755 amino acids)
Biological process (GO): ubiquitin-dependent endocytosis
Cellular component (GO): plasma membrane; cytoplasm; cytosol
Molecular function (GO): protein-macromolecule adaptor activity; ubiquitin protein ligase binding
Source: RefSeq, a predicted model, not a curated record